This is a messenger RNA of Lytechinus variegatus (green sea urchin), 3377 nucleotides long. RefSeq lists its product as uncharacterized. The record is from RefSeq and is a predicted model, not a curated record. Lineage: Eukaryota; Metazoa; Echinodermata; Echinoidea; Temnopleuroida; Toxopneustidae. The transcript is spliced from 5 exons. Gene Ontology annotation, biological process: transmembrane transport. Gene Ontology annotation, molecular function: monocarboxylic acid transmembrane transporter activity. The coding region runs from base 542 to 2344 and encodes 600 amino acids.
CUGAUCGUUAGUUGUCUGCCUUGUAAGUUGUAACGCAGUCUGCAAUUUUCCCAUUGUAACUUUUGCGCUAAAAUCGACUUCACUGGAAGGAGUACAACUGAGGUUUGUGCGUUGCCAUGGUGAAUGACGUAUCAUGAGAUAUUAAGCGGAUCGAGUCGAAACGAGGAUCAAUGAUUAUAUCUUGGCUUGGAUGAGUGGCCAAUGUAUGAAUGAGUUUUUGGUCCACUUCUGAUCUACAGUAUCCAUGAUAUCAGAAUUGGGAUUACGAAGAACGAUUUCUAAGAAGUUCCGAUAUUGGAUUGAUUCGCUGGUCAGUUUAUUUUCUGCAUGUGAUAGCCAGAGGACUAUGCUGAUAAGAUACAACGAUCAACCGAACUAUAACAUAAGCGCCAGCAGUUUUCUUGAGGGGAAAUAAGUCUAUUUUCUUUUAAAAAUACAAAGGAAAAUAAACGUGUUAUAACAAGUUGCUUCUGACAUCUCGUUGGUGAAACUCAUCAGCAUAUUUACUCCUGGUAUUUACUCCAGUGAGAGAGUUUCGAUUAUGGGAUCACUUUUUAGAGAAUGCAAGUAUGGUUGGAUCGUGGUCGUCGGUCGGUUCAUCAGCGGUUUUAUUGAGGUCGGGACGGUGAAGAGCUUUGGCGUUCUCCUGCCCGAUGUCGUGACGCAUCUUAAUGCAUCGUCGGGAAAGGUUGGGCUGGCAUUUGGACUCUGCCAUGGACUUACAUUUGGUUUGGGUCCAUUGACAAGUGCGUUAUACAGAUGGACACAGAGCCGUUGGGUGAUGGUGAUAGGCACCUUAAUAGCAGCUCUAUCUAUAACCCUCGCCUCCUUUGCAACAGAUGGCAGUCAUCUUCUUGCUGCUCUCAUAUUUACGGGACUUGGAUACUCAUUGAUGUGUCUACCUACCAUCAUGGCCCUUAACAAGCAUUUCGUCGAGCGAUUUGCAUUGGCUUAUGGUGUUGCCCAGACCGGUCCCGCCGUUGGUAUGAUUGUACUACCAGUCGUCACGGAGAACCUUGCCCAUACUUACGGUUGGAAAGGCGCCCUCUUCCUGUUGGGUGCCAUCAACUUCCACAUGAUGAUUACGGCUGUGGUCACUCGGGAACCGGAACAUGUGUAUGGACACUGGCGGAGAAAGAAAACGACUGGUCCAGAUGACAUUCAGAGCAAGAAAGCACAAUUCAAGAAGGACGCCUGUAACAUAAAGGAAGUCAAGCCUUUGGGCUCUUCAGUAUGGCCAAACGGUAAAUCAGAGGAACUUCCGUACCAGCAAUCCAAUGUGGCUAAGUAUGGAAGCUGCAUGAAUCUGUCUUCGAACGCUCCCAAAGCUGCGAUCAGGAAUUCUUUUCUGAUGAGAAAGUUCAAAUCUUGUGACGAGGAAGACACUGCGAUACUGUCCGAUGGUGAGUUCAUUAAGCCUCAGCUCUCGAGUUACAGAUCUCUUGUUGGGAAUGAGAAAAAUCUCCGCGGCGAACAUGAGAAGCGUAAAUCGUAUCAUGGGUACGGGAACGAUGCGGUCAACUGUAAUGACAAACAACCUCUCUGUUCUGAUAGUCGCGGUAAAUACUACGGCAAUGAACACUGGGCAUACGAUUUCAGAAAGCUAAGUUACGUCUCAGAAGAGUCAGAGCACGUUAGCAGCCAUGAGAGACUGAAAGAAAGAGAUGGACUUACCGAUCGAUCUUGCUGCAGUAGGUUCUUGAGCUCUUGCAAAUCUGCCGCCAUGUGUGUCGUCCGGUUCUUGGACCUCGAACUCAUGAGGGACGCACCGGCUUUGAUUAUCCUGCAGCUUUCGUUCAUCCUUCUGACUUCCGUCCAUGUUGGUUGGAUGAUCUUCCUAGUACCCCACGCUGUCGGGAAAGGCAUCCCAAUAGAGAGUGCGGUCUUCCUAUCCUCAGUAGGAGGGGUUGGAAACCUAAUCGGUCGAAUUGUCCAAGGGCCCAUUGUAGACAAACGACUCUUGACUGGUGUCCAGCUCUCCAUUCUGCUGUCUAUUGUCAAUGCCAUCACGUUCGCGAUAGAUCCAUUGCUGCAGACCUUACCAGUACUCUGUGUUGAUGCGUUCUUCAGUGGACUCUGCAGCGGCGCUUUGAUACCUCUUGUAGCUAUAUGUGUCAAGGAAGUUGUUCCAAGGGACAGAUUCGCUAACGCAAUAGGCCUCGUGUCACUCUCAUACGGCGUUGGAGAGCCACUUGGAGGUUAUUUAGCAGGAAAGCUCUCUGACGUCGCAGAUUCUUACGAGAAGGUGUUUCUAGUAUUUGGUGGCCUGGAAAUCAUCAAGGCUCUUCUAUUAGUUGUGGUUGCUUUCAUGGUCUGGAGGGAGAGUCGAGCAGCACCGAGUUGAUAGUUCCUAUUAUUUGUCUUCAAAUCAAAACCUUUAGAGAUUCUCAGGGGUAAUAUAAUAAUGGUGCGAUCAUCUGAGCUAUCUACCUGUAAAUAAUUGAUAAACUAUUAAAUUUAUUUGUUUAUUAUCUAUCUAAUCAUUAAUUUACCUAUUUUACUUUUUGGAAGGGGUCAUUAUGAGAGCUUUGUUUAUACUUUAUGAUAUCUACAUUAAAACUGGAGGAAAUCUCACCCAGAACGAAUGAUUGAUUCCUAAUCUGUUUAGAGCAUCGAGUCUAUUUCUACUAAUCCAAUUCUAGUCAAAUUGAUCAUGACUGUGAUCCAGAAUCUGAUCGAAUUACAACAAUGAAUACAAUAAUGGUAAUAAAAAUCCCUGAAAUUAAGAUAAUAUUGUGGUGGAAAGAUCCACUAAAAAUACUUUAAGAAGUUUUUUUUAGAGUUUGUUAAAUAUCGAAUGCUUUUAUUAGCUAAUGACCAUGUAAAUGAUGGGAUUCGACGAUGUGAUAUCUCACUAACUACAUCGUCUAUUUUGAGAAAAUUACAUUUCCACAUUUGUUUAAAGUUGAAAAUGAGUAACAUCUUCGAAGAACUAAGACAUCAGUAACGGAAUUCGUGUUAAUAAAAAGCCAUUGUGUAUAUCAUAUAUUUCAUAUUGUUGUUUUGUAAAUCUUCAUGAAUAUGGUAAAAUUUUACCAAAGCCGUUGGUCCAUUAAAAACCAUCAGAACCAACGUAUAUCUUCUAUUGGUAUUUAUAAUGGACCCGGUUGGAAUUCAGACCUGUGAUACUGACUGUUUAUAUUACGAGACAAUUAUCCAUGUUCAGUUUUGGUACCGACCGAUGAACAAUUCCCUUUAAUACGAUAAUCAACAAAGAAUCAAAGACACUUAGUUGCAGCAUGGACCUAUGGUUGCAGCCAUUGUUGACUAAUUGUUAUUUUGCAGUUAAUGUGAAUUGAUUGUAUGGGCCUUUUUGGGCUUUUACUAAUAGGUUGACUAAAUUGUUUCGGAAAAGCAUGCAUGCAUUUUUAUGUAGA